GCAUUCUUCUGUAGCACUAGUAUCAUUUUUUACUCUUCACUAAGAUCUCUGUUAUUCGUUUUUUCUAAUCUGUGUCGACUACUUUUUAACUGCUCACUAGUCAUAAAGCGCCUUUAUUUCUAUAAUAAGGGUACUGUGCUAUGAUGUUUUUAUCUAGCAUAAUGGAAUAUCUAUGCAUAUGUUAGGAUUUAGAUUAUAUAAACUGACAAACUCCAGAUCAUUAAAGAGGAAUCAAAAUUGGUAAGUUUCUCAUAUUGGAUAAAAGAAAAAUUGUUGUCCUAUAAGGGUCGACUAAGACUUACUAAAGAUGUUCUAGACUUCCUAUGCAUAUGUGAAGGUUUUUUCCUGAAUACUUUGGUUCAUACUUCAACUACUAAUAAUAUUGGAAUAAGCUAGACCUUACUAUUAUAUAAGAUAUGUUAUCCUCUCUCCAGUGACUAAAGUGCGUAAAGACUAUCACUAUAGUUUAACGUGUGAAAAUCAGGUUCAAAACGUAGACUCACUAACAUUGCUUGUUCAAUCAGGAAAGUAUAAAGAAAUGACCUUAGAAUCUGAUAUGAUGGACAUCACAAUCACAGGACAACAAGCUACAUCAAGAAGGCGUCAAAUACCCAAAGUUCCAUUAUUUAUGAGAAUUGACAAUCAAAAAAGUGAUGACUAUGAUCCUAAAGUAGUAUCAUUGGGACCUUACCAUCAUGGUAAGCCAGAACUCAAUUUUGUUGAAGAUUUCAAGCCAAAGGCUCUACAAAUGUUCAUUCAUGGAAGUAACAAAGACCAAGAUUUCUUCCUUGAAAAAAUUCUAGGGGAGAAUGAUGAUUUUAGAAGUUGUUACCUCGAAGAAUUCGCUAAUAAGUAUGAUGACUAUGAAUUUGCCAGAAUGAUGCUCCUCGACGCGUGUUUCAUACUAAAUGAUAUCGAGAUUUCAGCAAAAUGGACACCAAAUUCCGCUUCUAAACAAAACGAUACCAUUAAGCAUCUUGGCAUCGCAAUUUAUUUGAUCACUAGACGUGACCUAUAUUUGCUCGAAAAUCAGGUACCUUUUCGCGUUCUCAAGCUCUUGAUUAAGUUGAAAUACAGUGGUGAGCAAUGUAGUGCAUUUGAAGAGAAGCUGAAAAGCUAUUGUUCUCAAAUGUUCUUCAAUAAGCAAGAGGACAACAUGCAAGAAAAUGCGAUGGAGACAGAACCCCCUCACCUUCUUGAAUUUUUUCGAAGGGUACUUGUUAGUGGUAGCUACGAUGAAGCCAAUGUCAGACAAUCACGAUGUUUUGAUUUCAUCUUCGAUUAUAUUCCUGAUCGUUGGAAAAAAAAUCAUUUACCACACAAAUCGGCAUUAGUCACAAAUGUGUUCCGCUCAGUCAUGGACUUGAAAUCAAAAGGGAUUCACUUUAGGCCUAGUGGAAUUGAUUCUUUUAAAGGUGUGAGAUUUACAUCUCACUAUUACUAUGCAAAUCUCAAACUCCCAUGUUGGUAUGUUUCAACAUACACUAAAGUAUUUUUCAUGAACAUGAUAGCUUAUGAAUUGUGCCCAAAUGGUCCUAUUGAUAGAGCUGUUGUGUCAUACAUAAAUUUCAUGAAAUCUCUUGUGAUUUCACCAAAUGAUGUGAAAGAAUUGAGACAAGAGAAGAUUAUAUUCAACACAUUGGGAAGUGAUGAAGAAGUGGUACAAGUUUACAAAGCGUUAAAAACUUAUGGGGCAGAUAAUCCAUCAAUCUUCCAGAAUGUGAAUGGGAAUAUUCAAGAACAUUAUAAUAGCAAAGGGAAGACUUGGAUUGCUGAAUUAAUUGAUAAAUAUUUUAAUAGUCCAUGGUCUCUAAUUGCUUUGGUUGUUACUGUCUUUCUUACUUUUUUGACUGUUGUCCAGACUUACUACGGAAGCCCAUUUUAUCGUUCUCUUGAUCAUGAAUAAUAGGAUAUUUUGAUUUUAUUUUUUAUACAUGUCUAAUGUAUUAAUUUGUUAUGUUGAUUCAUCCUUACACAAUAAUAACAUUACUUU
Lycium barbarum (goji berry) is the source of this 1993-nucleotide messenger RNA. RefSeq names its product UPF0481 protein At3g47200-like. The record is from RefSeq and is a predicted model, not a curated record. The transcript is spliced from 2 exons. NCBI's taxonomy places the organism in Eukaryota, Viridiplantae, Streptophyta, Magnoliopsida, Solanales, Solanaceae. The coding region runs from base 539 to 1906 and encodes 455 amino acids.